Linum tenue is the source of this 1048-nucleotide messenger RNA. The record is from the annotation of a GenBank genome assembly. Lineage: Eukaryota; Viridiplantae; Streptophyta; Magnoliopsida; Malpighiales; Linaceae.
GCUCGACAAGGCAGGACACUCAACCGUCGCCGACUCCAUUGGGACGUAGCUCGUCGAGGCAGGUGAAUCGUUCGUCGUCGGUGAGGCUUUGCAGCCCAUAGCAAUCGUCUUCAUUCCAGCAGUGAUGGGAAAAAGGAAGGCUGUGGAAGGUGAAAAAUCUGGAUACACCUUCUGGCCAGAGAAGUGUGAUAAACCAUUUGUGGAGUGCAUUUUGGAGUGUGUUGAGAAGCGGCUCAUAGUGGAUGGCAUUUGUAAGAACGGAGUGUAUGGUAUUCUUGAGAAGAUGAUGUUGGAAAAGGUUCCGGGCUGUGGAAUAAGAGCUAAGCCGCAUAUAGAGGGUCGAUUCAAGAAAUGGAAGAAGAUAUGGCAUGCAACGACACUUAUGAGAAAUCAAAGUGGAUGGGGAUGGGAUGAGAUUAAUAAGUGUGUCAUCUGUCCAGAUGAUCAGUGGCCUGCAUUCGAGCUGAAGCAUCCAAACUGUGGUGGUCUGAACAAGAAACCAUUUCCGGUUUAUGAUGACCUGACACCAGUAUUCUGCAAAGGUCGUGCAACUGGAGAUCAUGGGGUUGACACCAAUGAUCCAAUCUGUUUGGAUGGAACAUCAGCAGAAGAGUAUGACAUUCCAAAUCCUGACUAUGACGAGGUGACUGUUGAGCUGAUGGAGGAAAUCAAUGCAGAGUUAGCUGGUCAAAAAAAGCAGCCUGCAAGUGUGACUGCUUCAAUGGAUGGUGCUCCACUGAAAAAGAAGAAGAAAAAGGGUAUGACUGUUGAAGAACGCCUCACUGAUGCAAGUGGAGAAAUGAGAGAUCUCCGUCCUCUGAUUAAGCAGUCCGUUGAUACAAUUGCUAGGGCACUUGGGGAAAGUGAUGAACUGAAUACUAAGCGAGAUAAUCUGGUGCAGAGUUUGGAGCAGCUUGGUGGGCUUACCAGAGCUGAGAUCCUUACUGCAAUGAGGCUGCUUUCCAACAAUGAUCGAGACUUGAUGGCAUUCUAUAGGUUAGAAGACAUAUUAGACAAGAUGAUGUUUGUGAAAGGGUUGCUAGGUUGA